CUAAGGAUAAAAAAUACCAUUUUUCCAAACCGAAAUCAACAUAGCCACCUUAACUCUACACACUUCAUAAUGAGGAAAGACUUGGCACAGCUGAAUGAUCCGGUUAUAAAGGAAGAGUUCAUCACCAAUCUAACAACAUGGAGAAACACCCAAAAUGGCAUGAUCAAUCCUAAUAUAACUUGGAAGGAUAUGAAACUAAGUUUAUCAAGCUGUAUGAAUUCAUGCUUAAGACCACGAAUUAAGCGUAAAGAAUGGCUAUCCCCUUCAACAAUACAGAUAAUUAAAAACUUAACAACAAAUAUCUCCUAUAACCAAUAUACUAAACACCACAGAAGAUCCAUACAAUAUAGCUUUGACAACAAUAAUAUUUACAAGGCUUUCCAAUCUCUUAAGUUACUCACUACCUUUAAAUCCAAUCCUCUACCAAGAUUACACAUUGAAAAUAAUAAAAUUAUAACGGACCCCAGGGAACAAUUAGCGAUAUGGACAGACCAUUACAUGAACCUUUACAGAACAAGGUGGCCUAAACCAUUAUGUGACUAUCCUUUCCAACCACCUAAUCGGAACCUGAACAGAAUAGAUAUAAUCAAUGCCAUUAAAAGACUAAAAACCCAUAAAGCAGCCGGAAUCGAUGGGAUUUUUGCGGAACUUUGGAAGAUAGAUGCUGAUUUAAGUGCUAGUCUACUGCUUCCCCUCUUUAAUGAGAUAUGGAAUACUGGCAAUUUCCCAGAGGAAUGGAUGACAUCGAUAAUACUUAAUUUCCCUAAAAAUAAGAACCCGACUAGCCUGAAGGACUACAGAGGAAUUGCACUGAUCCCAGUUACCCUAAAAAUGUUCACGUAUAUUAUAGCCAUCAGAACCAAUCAUCGAUGGAAACCUCUCAAACGCCAUCACAUCAUAUAGGAAGGGCAGGAACACGACGGAACUAACCAUGGCGCUUAAGGUUAUUCUGGAGAAAGCUAGAAUGCAUAAGUCCCCAAUAUUUGCCCUAAUGAUUGAUCUAAGUCAAGCCUUUGACUCCAUCAUACAGCAUAAGAUCUGGCCCUUACUGGAGGACAUAGGAAUAGAUAAACAUCUGAUUUCGCUUAUAAAAAUAAUAUACGAUAAUCAUAACGUGAUACCACAACAUCUGAACUUAAAAUCACAACCAU
This is a messenger RNA of Gordionus sp. m RMFG-2023, 1151 nucleotides long. RefSeq lists its product as uncharacterized. NCBI's taxonomy places the organism in Eukaryota, Metazoa, Nematomorpha, Gordioida, Chordodea, Parachordodidae. The record is from RefSeq and is a predicted model, not a curated record. Bases 70 to 903 code for a protein of 277 amino acids. The transcript has 2 exons.